CCGCCUUGAGUUACCAGCUGCCUCCAAUGUCUAGUCCGGCCAGAGCGGUAUUUGUGGGCGUGGCCUUGCUGACCCUAGUGACCUGGGGUAAUGGAGAGCCAGGAACUAUUAACUACCCUUACAUGUACGGCAGGAUAGGCUACGGCAGUUAUGGCGGUUACAGUGGGUAUGGCGGCGGUUACAGUGGGUAUGGAGGUCACGGAAGUUACGGUAGCUACUACUCGCCAUACAAAGGUUACUACCCACACUACGGUUACGGCGGGGGUUACGGCGGCGGUUACGGCGGGGGUUACAAAGGGGGUUACUACAACUCAUACCCUUCCUACAGCUACAGGCACUACCCCUCCUACUACACGUACCCGACUAAAGGAGGGUAUAAUCCUUACGGACACUACUACGGAUAG
Lingula anatina is the source of this 404-nucleotide messenger RNA. RefSeq lists its product as uncharacterized. The record is from RefSeq and is a predicted model, not a curated record. NCBI's taxonomy places the organism in Eukaryota, Metazoa, Brachiopoda, Lingulata, Lingulida, Lingulidae.